GAACAAGAACCGGGGGGUGGGGUUUAUGGAAUCCUCCGGACGGAGUCCUACAAAACACACCCACCAGACUGACCAGUUACAAAACAGAUUGCUACCCGUGUGGGCUACCAUCAACACCGUCGGUCGGACCAUCUCCUGCGCGCAUCGACUUGGCUCACACAACAUGAACGACGAAUACCAGUGGAUCGACCGUGGCUACGGUAAAAACAACGUGAAGAUCUUGCACGUGCGGAGGGAAGGCGUCGUGCAUUCCAUCAAGGAGUAUGAAAUCAACACACAGCUGACUCUCAACAACGACAAAGAUUACAUCUUCGGGGACAAUUCGGACAUCAUUGCUACCGAUUCCCAGAAGAACACCGUCUAUAUCUUGGCCAAAAAGCACGGAAUAGUUUCCCCAGAAGACUUCGCUCUGCUUCUGUGCACUCAUUUUUUGAGCAAAUAUCCGUACGUAGAGAAGGCGAAGAUUGACGUUGACGCUUACCCUUGGCGCCGGAUCGUGUCGGAAGGGAAGGCCCACAACCAUGCCUUCCUCCUCUCACCUGAGAUUCAACAUACUUGCACUGUCUCCCAGAGGAGAGGAGAGGCUCCGCUGCUAUCAACGGGACUCACGGGGAUGAGAGUAUUGAAAACCACCCAGUCAGCGUUCGUGAAUUUCGUCGACGACGAGUUUCGUUCCCUCCCGGACAUGAAGGACAGGAUCUUCUCCACAAUCAUCACGGCAAGCUGGCAGUACAACACCGUUGACGGCGUCGAUUUCGGCAAAAUUUGGGCGAAUGUGUACAAACUAGUAAUCGACAAAUUUGCUGGUAAUCCCGAUACUGGCAUAUUUUCUCCCUCAGUUCAGAAUACCAUCUAUCUCCUCCAAAAGGCGGCGUUGGAUGAAAUCCCCGAGAUUUCGAAGAUCAGCGUCACUAUGCCCAACAAGCAUUACUACACGGUGGACCUGAGCAAAUUCCCCGAAGUGGGAAGUCUGGAAAACAACGAAGUCUUCCUUCCCAUGGACAAACCCGCAGGGAACAUCACAGCUGUUCUUGGAAGAGCUACGAAGUCAAAACUGUAGAUAUCGUUACUUCUGGGCUCUUGAAAAAGUUGGCAAAUGACCAUGCACAGUAGGCGUAAGGCUUCAUUGUUAAAUAGGAGUUUGUUGUUAGGUAUCUGCUUUCAGGUUCGAUUUAUUUUACUGUGAUCCAUCUAUGUGUUGUUGACCCGGGAAUAAAGUACCAAUUAUUAUUACAAGGUGAAAGAUUGUUGAUUUCGUCAUCCAUGUUUUUUAUUUUUAUUUUUUUUAUUUUGAUACUCACUACAAUUUGCAGCAAGACCGACUAAACGAACCAUAGAACAUUAUAAUUCAGAAUAUCCAGGAUCUAUAAAGCAGUUCGAGAAGACAGCACAAGCUACUAUGUUGCCAUACAUAGUGUUUACAAAGUCAGCCUCAACAACAAAAAUAUCAUCUUGGUCUUCACAGGUUAUAAGAAAUUCUGUUUUUGAGUAACCGUCCAUGAUGAAUCAUUCUCUGUCAAAGGAUAUUCAAUUCUUGUCAAAAGAAAAUUGAGUGCCAAUGAUGAAUUAACGGGUGACAUCAAACACAUUACUAGGCUUCUGUGAAGUCGACUGAUCACUAUAAUUAUAGUAGAUUAUAUUAGUCGAACAGUUAGAAGUUAUGGGGGGAAAGUGAGGAAACUAGUUAGAAAAGAAGAGAUUCAGAGAUAGAACUCCUUGUUUAUUGCAAAGUUACACAGCUUGUACAACUCGAUGAGUUCUGUUCUCUAUCAGUAGAGAACAGUAAACAGAAAUUGCGCCUUGUAGAUAAUAAUAUUUGAUCAGUCCGUAUACGGACUCGCUUGCUGGUUCUAAUGUAAUAACUCACAAAAAUGAAAAGUACAAAAAACAGAGGGGGGCCCUGUAAGGCAAGUUGGUGCUAUCCGUCGUUAAUGGAUGGAUAUAAUGAUUAUAGUUUAAGGGAACAAAAUAAUCUUGCUUUGCUAAAACCAAUCGAGCUGAAAUAAUUUCUUAACCCAUGCCUGUGCAAUGUGCCUUCAGUCGUCCGUGUUCAUAAUAAACCAAUUUAUCCUUUAUGCAAUCAGA
This is a messenger RNA of Macrobrachium nipponense, 2085 nucleotides long. Its product is annotated as uricase-like. Gene Ontology annotation, molecular function: urate oxidase activity. Lineage: Eukaryota; Metazoa; Arthropoda; Malacostraca; Decapoda; Palaemonidae. The coding region runs from base 26 to 1060 and encodes 344 amino acids. The transcript has 6 exons. Gene Ontology annotation, biological process: purine nucleobase catabolic process; urate catabolic process. Gene Ontology annotation, cellular component: peroxisome. The record is from RefSeq and is a predicted model, not a curated record.